AGUACAGCGAGUUUCGCUUUUGACAUUGGCGACUUUCAAAUGACAUAUAUUUAUUGGACACAAAUAAAAAAUUUAAUUCAAUUUAAUGUGUGAAAAGCGCUAAUAAUAAAUGUGUAAAAUGCACUGAGGUUUGCCAAGAAAAUCCAACAUGAGAACCCGCAGCAAUUCUGGGGUUCGUUUGGACUAUUAUCAAAGGAUAGUGCAUAAACUAAUUUUAGACCAUCAACAGCCUGUUACUGGUCUUUUUCCUGCAAGUCCACACAAUGAUCAUGCAUGGAUCAGGGACAAUUUGUACUGUAUAUUGGCAGUUUGGGGGCUGUCCAUGGCCUUCAAAAAAAUUGCUGAUCAAGAUGAGGACAGAGCCAAAACAUAUGAACUAGAACAAAGCUGUGUAAAAUUAAUGAGAGGUCUCCUGAUGGCUAUGAUGCAGCAGAAAGAAAAGGUUGAGAAAUUUAAAACAACACAGCAUUCAUUGGAUUCACUCCAUGCUAAAUAUUCUUCUACUACAGGUCGCACAGUUGUCAAAGAUAAUGAAUGGGGACACUUGCAGAUCGAUGCGAUCUCUCUAUAUCUGCUUGUUCUGGCACAAAUGACAGCAUCUGGCUUACAAAUAGUGUUUUGUUUAGAUGAAGUAGCUUUCAUUCAGAACUUAGUAUUUUAUAUUGAGUCUGCUUAUUGCAUUCCAGACUAUGGAAUUUGGGAAAGGGGAGAUAAAACUAACCAUGGCCUACCAGAACUUAAUGCUAGUUCAAUUGGUAUGGCUAAGGCAGCAUUGGAAGCUAUGAAUGAGUUAGAUUUAUUUGGAGCCCGAGGAGGACCAUCAAGUGUGAUUCAUGUAUUGGCAGAUGAAGCACAAAAAUGUCAAGCUGUGUUGCAAUCUAUGCUUCCUAGGGAGUCUAACAGUAAAGAACUUGAUUCAGGAUUGUUAUCUAUUAUUAGUUAUCCUGCUUUUGCUGUUGAUGACCCCCAAUUAAUAGCUAAAACAAGAGAUACUAUUGUAACAAAGCUACAAGGCAAAUAUGGCUGUAAGAGAUUCUUGAGAGAUGGCCAUAAAACGCCUAGAGAGGAUCCAAAUAGACUGUAUUAUGAGCCAUGGGAAUUGAGAAUGUUUGAAAACAUUGAAUGCGAAUGGCCUUUAUUCUUUUGUUAUCUUAUUCUUGAUUACUUCUUCCAAGGUGACCAAGGCAAUGUUAAUGAUUAUAUGCACAAACUAGAAAAGAUUAUGAUAAGGAAGGAUGACGUUAAACUAGUACCAGAACUAUAUUCUGUACCAGCUGAUAAAGCUACUCAAGAACAAAGUGAUCCAGGAAGCCAAGACAGAAUACCACUCGGCAGAUGUCCAUUUCUGUGGGCACAGUCUUUAUAUAUAUUAGGAAAACUAUUGCAAGAGGGCUUUUUGGCUGUUGGUGAAUUAGACCCUUUGAACAGAAGAUUGUGUUCUGAAAAGAAACCAGAUGUAGUUGUCCAAAUUGUGAUACUGGCUGAAGACAAUGAAAUAAGGGAUAAACUCCUUGAAUAUGAUCUACACGUUCAAACUAUUAGUGAUGUGGCACCUAUUGAGGUUCAGCCAGCAAGAGUAUUAAGUCAUCUGUACACAUACUUAGGUAGAAAUAAAAAGUUGGGAUUAUCAGGAAGAAAGUCGCGUGAUGUGGGUAUAUUGAGCACAAGCAAGUUGUAUUCUUUGAAUGACCGUAUAUUUGCAUUUACACCACAGAAUUUCGACUACGAGGAGUACUACAUGUCGCGGGACCCGGCUUUACUCGCGAGCACAUUUACGGCGAACGUCGCCUUUCUAGGCAUGAGCUGGAAACAGAUGCUAGGACGACCCACCAUCACAUUACUUGCCACGCAGUAUUUGUUAGACCAGGGUAAGAUUCCAAUGGCUAUGAUAACAACAAUGAAAAAAUUGAAAUCAGGUUACAUUAAUGGUACUAGAGUGACAUUGGGAAAUCUUGGUGAUUUUCUCAGUACAUCUGCAAUUACCAAUUUGAGUUUUCUCGGAAGCCAGGAAGAUGGAUAUCCUGACAAGUUGAACCCGCAAGUACAGAGCUAUUUGGAGGAAUACCUAUUGAAGUCGUUCAGCAACAAGCUCAAUUACCUAUCGCGGCCAGUUGGCGCGCGUAACGUCCGCGCUCUGCGACGACGCAUGUCUGUGCGCGGCGCCAUCAAGAAAACGCGGUCCAUCAAUGUUGAUUCUGAAACGCUUGGCAUGGAAGGUGAAUACGUAGGCCCACCGCUGGAAAGGAAGCCAUCGUGGCUUGAGGUUGACCCACCUUCAGGACGCAGCCCGUCACCGGAAGAAGCUCGAAAGAAGGCAUUUUCGAAGGGCACAUCAACUGCCAGUUUAGGAGUCACUACUCCAACUAUUGAAAUAACUAAAGAAAAAACACCGUCUCCACCAAAAGAAGAAGCUGUAGUGAACAAAGUCCGUACACGAACGACAUCUGAGUCACAAACUAUGUACGCGGAGCAGGAGACAGACGAACUGAUCGCUAUGUUACGUGAAACAGAGAGCCUCGACGAACAAGGAGAUAUAUUACAAUACCUAGUGGACACACACGGACUGGAUUUCAACACUGGUAUGCUGGAAAGCGGCAAGAAUGUAACAGUGAAAGAUCUUCUUAAAGUUUUAUACGAGAAAGCUUGCACACAAAAACUAUGGGGUCUAGUUCGUCAUACGGCCGGCAUGUUGGGCAAACGCGUGGAAGACUUGGCUAAAGCCGUGACGGAUUUACUUGUAAGACAGAAACAGAUCACUGUCGGAAUGCCACCGAAGAACGAGCAUACCAUCACUGCACCAUUGCCUGAGAACGAACUCAGACAGCUGAUACACUUAGCGUACGGCGACGAUGAGAGUACGGCGAUGUUGACGCAGGAACUGUUGGUAUACCUGGCGAUGUUCAUACGUACCGAGCCGCAACUAUUCUUGGAAAUGCUCAGACUCCGGGUCGGACUUAUUAUACAGGUAAACAGGUUUAUUUUUAUACUAGCUUUCGCCAGCGGCUUCGCCCGCGUGGACCCUAGGGAAAUGUUCAGUGGGAUACUGAGUCAGCUAAUACCCUAUCUGUAUACCAAAUUUCAUCAAAAUCCGUUCAGUAGUUUCGGCGCGAUUGACCGACAAACAUCCAAACAAAGAAACUUUUACAUUUAUAAUAUUAAUAGGAUAUCCAAAUCUAUAUAUACCAGUGACUUCGCAGACCAAAUCACAGUUGCACAAACGUCUAAAUAUACUCGAUCCAAAUAUAUUCAGCACCAAAACCGAUUAUUCGACCGAAUACAAAUAGUGAAAAUAUCAAACGAAUAUUAAAAAUGUAUUAUUUUACAUUUCGCAUCAAUUUAUUAUGAAACAAUACGUAUACGGGUAUAGACAGUAAACGAAAAUAAAUACUAUUACCGAUUAUCACACUUUUAUUAGUAUUUUAUUUAAAAUAUUGCUUAAUGUAAUAAUAACUGAAAAACAAAUAUUUUAUACUCGUUGUCACGUGACCGUAAACAGCGCGUGACGUCAAGUCCCUCUUACCUAUAUCAGUACUUAGAGAGUUCAACUAUGUAUAUUAUACAUAGAACGAUAUUAAUUUCUGAGUACUGUGACGUCAUAGCGACACCAUAACAGAAGUGGCGCUUUAGCGGGAAAUUUUAAAAAUUAAAUAUAUUUUUACAUUUUACCUUAUAAAAAGAGUUGUCUACACUCCUAUUAGGAUGCUUCCAGUGAAGGCCCAAUGGUUCAGAGGGCAUUGGUUAAGAACCGCUGAUCUAAGACUUUAAAUCAAAACUUUGAAAAAAAAAAACGAUUUCGUUAUAUUCAUAGUUCUUUAUUUCAAUCAUUAACGAAAGGACGACUCUACACUCGCGAGCUAUCGUAAUCUUGGUGAUGCCCAUAGCGAUAUUAACAUUACAUUGUAUAUAUUAACC
This is a messenger RNA of Diatraea saccharalis (sugarcane borer), 3912 nucleotides long. Lineage: Eukaryota; Metazoa; Arthropoda; Insecta; Lepidoptera; Crambidae. The record is from the annotation of a GenBank genome assembly.